Arabidopsis arenosa is the source of this 861-nucleotide messenger RNA. NCBI's taxonomy places the organism in Eukaryota, Viridiplantae, Streptophyta, Magnoliopsida, Brassicales, Brassicaceae. The record is from the annotation of a GenBank genome assembly.
ACCAUCACUGGUUUUCCGAAACUCCUCUCAAAAUAUAGAACAAAAAUCUGCUGAGUUAAAAAAAAAAGAACUAGUCAUCAAAAAAUGGCGGCUUCUGGUAGUAGAAACAGAGCAGAUGUACUUGAUUCUGUUGUGCAACCUAAAGGAGAUCAUAGGGUCACUAUAGUAUGGCUGCAUGAUAAGGAUGAGCAUUUCACUGAUUCAGUUCAGUUUGUGAAAAAUUUGAAUCUUAAAAAUGUCAAAUGGAUAUGUCCAUCUCUCGUGUUCCCAGAUUCAUCAGUAGCUCUCCACUUUGCAACAAGUUGUGCUCUUAACCAUUAUCCUAUAAAUCCUCGAGUUGUUGUUGCAAUCAGCGGGUGGCUUGCUAAGUCAUGGUCCGUAAAAAACAGCAUAGAAUUUUAUACACUUGUUGCUAAAUCUCGUGCUGCAUUGCAGUCAAUCUUUCUUACGCAUGGAAUAGACGAUCCUGUAGUUCCUCACUCAUGUAGCUGUGGAGAAGAAGCUACUGCGUCCCUUGUAAAUGCUGGAUUUGGAGAGGUCAGGUUCCUACCAUUAGCAAGGUUUGGACCGACUGCUCAUGAGAUCAAUCGCAGCGAAAUGGUCAAAAGCUGGUUGGAAGAGAAGCUCCCGCUCGCGUGAUGAUGUGCACCCAAAAGAAUGUCUACCAUAAAGAUGUUCCUCUAUGAUCUAGUGACUAGUGAUUAAUUUACUAUCGUCGUUUAUUUUAUUUGUCAUGAAAUAAAAUUAGCGUGACUCAUGUUAUAUGACUACUAAGUUAUUGGUUUUUCAGACUUUAUGGUAUACGUAGUUUGUUUUUCCUUCUUGAUCUUUUGUAUAUAGGAAUUAAUUAUGUUACGUUCU